Messenger RNA from Rotaria sp. Silwood2, 807 nucleotides. The record is from the annotation of a GenBank genome assembly. NCBI's taxonomy places the organism in Eukaryota, Metazoa, Rotifera, Eurotatoria, Philodinida, Philodinidae.
UCGUAUAAAUUUUGUCCAAGAGCAAAAAAGUCUUAGAAGUGACUAUUACACAAGCCCUGAAAGUUUCAAACGAUUUGGUGAAUGUUGUGUUUUUUUGUCACAAGUACCAUGGAAGUAGCCAUAUACAUCAUUCUUAUAGCAAUAUAAGUGAAAUAUAAUAGCUAGCUCGAUAUCCAUGCAAAUAUUUAAACUUGAAUAAUAUUUAGUACAUCUGCGAAAAACAAUAUAUCAUUCGAUUAGUUGUGAUCCUGACUAAAAUUACAAAAAAAUAACUGAAAAAAUCAUUUUUUUUGUAAUAUGCAGACCACCGCAACUCAUCAAUGGUACUUUAUGUUCACGAAUAUUUUUAGUGUUUUAUUAGUCUCACUGAGAUCUAUUCAUAGUCAAAAGAUAGAAUCGAAAGCUCGGAAAUAGUUAAGAUACUUUCCUUGUAAGAUAGUUUUCAUUUAUUAGGAUAUUGAUAUUUCAAAUGAAUUAUCUUAAUGAUGAUACUGUUUUUUUUAAUAGAAAACAAUACCUAAUCUGACUGUAUUUUCAAUAACCACCGGUGUUGCACGUGGAUAUGAUAGUCAAGUACUAUUACUUCUUCAUCAUAUGCCAAAUCUAAAAAAUCUUACUCUCUGUCUUAAUAUAAUUCGAAUGAGAUUUAUUGAUGGCAUUCAUCUUGAGAAAGAAAUUCUGAGUCAUCUAUCACAAUUAACUACAUUCGUAUUUCAUAUUCGCACAAUUAUGCCACUCUUACAUUCAUAUCAUCAUGCGUUAGCUGAUGAUGUUCAAAAUACGUUUAGUCAUUGGAAAUAUGGUUAA